GCAUACUAAAAAGUUCCUUAUAAAAUAAUCACAGUUGAAAAAUAUGAUUGUGUGAAAUGGAUUACAAAUAAAUAGGCACCAGAUUUAUAAUAUAGUGGAUUAAAAAUAUUAAAAAGAGAAAUAAAUGAAUCAGAUAAUUAACAAAUUAAAACAUAAGAAAUAGAAUUUUCAGCUAAGCAUUUAAUUAUUGUUUAACUAAAAGAUUAUUUAAGUAAAUAUGUAUUUUAAAAUCAUUUUUAAGAUGAAUAUUAAUUAAUGGCUUAAAUUGGAAAAGGAAAUUAUGCCAGAGUUUUUUCAGCUAGACACAGAGUUUCAAAUAAAAAGAUUGCAGUUAAAUGUUUUAGUAAAGAAAAAUUAUACAAUUCAGAAAACGGCUUAAAAUCAUUAUAUAAAGAAAUAAAAAUACUAUAAAAUUUAGGAAAUCAUCCUAAUAUAAUAGAAUUUAUAGGAAAUUAUGAAGGAAAUAGCACAUAUUAUAUUGUUUUAGGAAUACUAGAUGGUGACUCUCUUUACUAAACAAUUAAAAAGGCAAAAGAAGAAAAAAAAUUUACACAUGAAGAAACACAAAUAAUUAUAAAAUAAAUUAUUUUAGGUGUAAAACAUAUAUAUGAUAAAUAAAUAAUGCACAGAGAUUUGAAACCGGAAAAUAUAAUGUUCAAAAAUAAAGAUAAAUUAGAUUCCUUAGUAAUAGUAGAUUUCGGUCUUGCUGAUUUUACAAAUGAUGUUCCUUAUUUAUUCAGUAAAUGUGGAACUCCAGGUUAUGUAGCACCAGAAGUAGCAAAUUACGUGGAAAAAGAAAAAAAAGGAUAUUCAGCUAUAUGUGAUAUGUUUUCAGUUGGAGUUAUUUUACAGAUCUUUAUUUACUGGAAAGAAAUUUAAUGA
Molecule: messenger RNA, 882 nt
Organism: Ichthyophthirius multifiliis
Lineage: Eukaryota; Ciliophora; Oligohymenophorea; Hymenostomatida
Product: protein kinase domain protein
Exons: 4
Biological process (GO): mitotic DNA damage checkpoint signaling; protein phosphorylation
Cellular component (GO): cytoplasm; nucleus
Molecular function (GO): ATP binding; protein serine/threonine kinase activity
Source: RefSeq, a predicted model, not a curated record